GGCUCGCGCUUUUCUCUCCUUCUCCAAGAUGGCGGCUGUCGGCGGCGCUGAGGCGGGAUCCGGGCGAGCCGAGUGAAGACCUGGUCCUGUAGACGGGAAGGAGCCUGGACACAGUGACACAUUCUCAAAGGCCUUGCAGGACCGCCAUGGCUUAUGAUGACUCCGUGAAGAAAGAAGAUUGCUUUGAUGGUGAUCACACCUUUGAGGACAUAGGACUUGCAGCUGGCCGAAGCCAACGAGAAAAGAAACGUUCUUAUAAAGAUUUUUUAAGGGAAGAGGAAGAAAUUGCUGCUCAGGUCAGGAAUUCUUCCAAGAAGAAGUUAAAGGAUAGUGAACUUUACUUCUUGGGGACGGACACGCACAAGAAGAAGAGGAAGCACUCCUCUGAUGAUUACUACUAUGGAGGACAGUGGUUCUUGUUCUGAGUGCCGAUAAACCAGUGUGAAGGAGGAGAGAGGUGGAGGGCUGGUAUUUUGGAGGAUUCAGCAUAGAAGAACAGUCUUCAUUUGUGAUACACCAGACAUUUCGUCUUUGGAAUCGUCACAGAAGAAAAAGAAAAAGUCCAGCCCACAACCUACUGAUACAGCCAUGGACCUAUUAAGAGCUAUCACUUCCCCACUGGCAGCAGGCUCCAAGCCCUCCAAAAAGACAGGGGAAAAAUCCUCCAGCUCUUCAAGCCAUUCAGAGAGUAGAAAGGAACACCACAGAAAGAAAGUAAGCGGAAGCAGUGGGGAACUAUCCCUGGAGGAUGGUGGCUCCCACAAAUCCAAAAAAAUGAAACCGCUGUAUGUGAACACAGAGACACUGACCCUUCGUGAGCCUGAUGGUUUAAAGAUGAAACUUAUUCUCUCACCAAAGGAGAAGGGAAGCAGCUCAGUGGAUGAGGAGUCUUUUCAACAUCCCUCUCAACAAGCGACUGUGAAAAAAUCCUCAAAGAAAUCAGCUCGGGAUGAGCAAGGUGCUUUACUCCUAGGACACGAGCUACAGAGCUUUCUGAGAACAGCCCGGAAGAAGCACAAGUCAUCCUCAGACCCACGUUCAUCUCCUGGCCCUGAAGGCUGUGGGUCUGACGCCUCCCAGUUCCCAGAAUCCCACAGUGCUAACCUUGAUUUUUCAGGUCUUGAGCCUAUUCUAGUAGAAUCAGACUCAUCCUCCGGGGGGGAACUAGAGGCUGGGGAGUUAGUGAUAGAUGAUUCUUACCGGGAAAUCAAGAAGAAAAAGAAGUCAAAGAAGAGCAAAAAGAAGAAGGACAAGGAAAAACACAAAGAGAAGCGACACUCCAAGUCCAAGAGAAGUUCAGGGCUUUCUGCUGCAGCAGUGGGAGAGGUCACAAUGACACCUGCCCCUCCUCCUGCCAUCCCAUAUGCUGGAGCGCCUGCCCCUCCCCCGCCACUUCCUGCCCUCCACACAGACGGGCAUAGUGAGAAAAAAAAGAAGAAAGAAGAGAAGGACAAAGAGCGGGAGAGGGGAGAAAAGCCAAAAAAGAAGAAUAUGUCGGCCUACCAGGUGUUCUGUAAAGAGUAUCGUGUAACCAUUGUGGCUGACCAUCCAGGGAUAGAUUUUGGGGAACUUAGUAAAAAACUGGCUGAGGUGUGGAAGCAAUUGCCAGAAAAGGACAAACUGAUUUGGAAGCAAAAAGCUCAGUAUCUGCAGCACAAACAGAACAAAGCAGAAGCUACAACUGUGAAAAGAAAAGCAUCCAGUUCAGAAGGUUCCAUGAAACUAAAAGCUGCUUCUGCAGGAGUACUGUCACCCCAAAAGAAGUCCCCACCCACCACCAUGCUGUUACCAGCCUCGCCAGCCAAAGCACCUGAGACAGAGCCCAUUGAUGUUGCUGCUCAUCUUCAGCUGUUGGGAGAGUCCCUAAGCCUCAUCGGUCACCGCCUGCAGGAAACUGAGGGCAUGGUGGCUGUGUCUGGUAGUCUGUCAGUGCUUCUGGAUUCCAUCAUCUGUGCACUUGGCCCCUUGGCGUGUCUGACCACACAACUACCUGAAUUGAAUGGCUGUCCCAAACAGGUCUUGUCAAACACACUAGACAACAUUGCUUACAUCAUGCCUGGACUGUGACAGCAAAGACUCCUGAGACAGAAAUCUUAUCCUACACCAUUGCUGGUUUGUGUAUAUAUGACUGUUCCAGAUCCCUUCACUGGCCUCUGGGUGUAGGUUUUAAAUUUUUAUAUCUAUACAUAUAUAUAUAAUGUACAAUAUAUACAUAGGACUGUAACUACUUUGCUUUUAAUAAUUUUAUGAUAUGGCAAAGGUUUAGCGAAGAGGAAACUUCAGCAUGAAUAUGGGCCUGGGAUUCUUUUUUCCUGCGGUGGAUAAAUCUGCCUUAAAAAUCAAUGUAACAUGGGGGCUGGGGGCUUGUUCAGGUGCCAAGCGCAUCUUUAUGGACAGCUAAAAUGUGAUUAUUUUUCCAAACUCAGUUGGACCUCCAGACCCGUCACUGACCAUUUGCCUUACCUGUCUUACAGUCUGAAAUGUAAUGGGAAAGAUUAUGGGAGGAUGCCAGUUGACUGAAAUUACAGAGCUUUUCAAUUUCAAGUGACCUAGGUAGGACAUGAUAAAAUCAUUCCCAUGAUAGUUACUGAGAUGGCUUAGGUGAACUGAGUAGGGGGUUUAGUCUGAUGCCUGCUAUACAGGUGUCCAUGUCUCAAAAUUUAUUAUAAUCAUUGGUACCAUUGGUAGCCUCAGUAGAGGCCAAGGAGUUAUGUGAGCCCUGGCAGCAAAAAAUACCUUGAAAUGGGUAAAGUUGUCAGUGCCACCAGUUGAACCUACAUAUGUUCUGAGCUGACCCAGAAUAUUUGAUCUGCAACACCAAGAGCUGGUAUCUUUCACUGGCAACAUUAAGUUAGCCACCAAGUCCUCAUAAGCUGCUACUUAGUUGCUUGGUUGUUGUGGAUAAACUUUGCCCAGCACGA
Messenger RNA from Propithecus coquereli (Coquerel's sifaka), 2921 nucleotides. RefSeq names its product HMG box domain containing 4 (gene HMGXB4). NCBI's taxonomy places the organism in Eukaryota, Metazoa, Chordata, Mammalia, Primates, Indriidae. The transcript has 12 exons. The record is from RefSeq and is a predicted model, not a curated record. Bases 589 to 2067 code for a protein of 492 amino acids.